Molecule: messenger RNA, 818 nt
Organism: Pygocentrus nattereri (red-bellied piranha)
Lineage: Eukaryota; Metazoa; Chordata; Actinopteri; Characiformes; Serrasalmidae
Gene: uqcr11
Product: cytochrome b-c1 complex subunit 10
Exons: 3
Coding region: 79-249 (56 amino acids)
Biological process (GO): mitochondrial electron transport, ubiquinol to cytochrome c
Cellular component (GO): mitochondrial inner membrane
Source: RefSeq, a predicted model, not a curated record
GUCCAAAACUCGUCACCAUCGCGAUAUUUCUUUUCCGACUUUCCUCUAACAGGUCGCGGAGAAGAGACUCGAACCAGAAUGCUCUCCAAAAUAGUAGGACCCAAAUAUGUCUCCAUUGCAAGGACGUGGGUUCCCACACUGACUUUAUGGGGAGGAGUUGGGGGCAUUGCACUCGUCCAUUUCACAGACUGGAGACUGAUCCUGGACUAUGUGCCCUACAUCAAUGGAAAGUUCAAGAAGAAUGACUAGAUGUGUGAACUUCAAGCGUAAGGUCUGACUGUUUGCUGAGGUUGGAUUGAAUCAAGGUGAACAUCCUAACUGCGAAUAACUGAAGGGACAUGGGCACAGCUAGACUGCGAGAAAUGGACUAAUGAACCAUCUUGUGUAAUUUCUGUGCAACUAAAAAAAUAUAUAUAUAUAUAAAAUUGUGUUUUUGUUUUGUUUUUUUUUUUGGGAAAAAAGUUAUAAAUGCAAAGCUGGGUCUCACCAUACAGGUGUACCUCUGCCAUAACAGACAACUUUAACUAUGAAUUAUUUUUUAGCAGCCAUGUACGGAACCUGCUGCAUAUUUAUAAUCUGACCACUUAAGUCUGAAUAAACUGAAAGCAAGACUUUAAAUGCUAGUAGAGUCCCUGAAUAAUCAAGCUUUGAUAAUUAACUGAACUGUGCUUCUGUCUGAAAGGACCCAGUUACAUUGUGCUUACGUAAAACUAAUUGACUGUAUAAUGAGGCAUUCGUUUCUUUCUGUACUCCCCACCUCCUGUCUCCUACAUCUGGGUUGACUGAUGGUGCUUGUCAAUAAAAGAGCAGAACUUUCA